UCGGCAGUCGGCAGUCGGCACUCGGCGCUCGGAGCCAGGGCCAGUCUCCUACAGCCGGCUAUUAUGCCGGCGCCCCGGAGCCGGUCGUCACGCGCCGCGCGCUUUCCGCCACAGCGCCGUGCCGUCCUCGUCCCCUCGGCGCACGUCUACGUUCGCCUCUCGUAGCCCGUAACGCACGCGAUUACGCGUUUUACGUCUAUACACCGGAAUGUAAAUAUUUAUGGAUGUCAGUUGUUAGUUGUUUAGAUUGGCUGUGAAAUUCAAGUGAGUGCAAGCGUGGCGGCGACCGGCUGGCGACGCCUCGGAUGUCUCUUCUGGGCAAGCCGCUCAGCUACCGCGCCACGCGUCGCGACGCGCGCUACCGACGCCUGCAAUCCAAGUUCUAUAAUUUCCUUGAACGGCCACGUGGUGUUAAGGCCGUCCUAUAUCAUAUGAUUGUGUUCCUGAUGGUGUUCAUGUGUUUGUCGCUGUCUGUUUUCUCCACCAUAGAAGAAUACGAGGCGAAAGCUGGCAUCGUCCUAUUCUAUAUGGAGACCGUAGUCGUCGUAUGGUUCGCUAUAGAAUUUUUUUUAAGGUUAUGGUCGUCAGGAUGCAGGUCACGAUACCAAGGAUCAAUGGGGCGCCUCAAAUUCUUGAGGCGCCCUUUCUGUAUAAUAGAUGUCACCACGAUAUUGGCAUCGAUGGUGGUUUUGGGCAUGGGUUCCUCUGGGCAGGUGUUCGCGGCGUCAGCUCUGCGCGGAUUGCGGUUCUUCCAGAUAUUACGUAUGGUACGCAUGGACCGGCGAGGAGGCACGUGGAAACUACUAGGCUCCGUCGUAUACGCACAUAGACAGGAACUAAUAACCACCCUAUACAUAGGCUUCCUGGGGCUAAUUUUUGCAUCAUUUUUGGUCUAUUUAGCUGAAAAAGAUGUAGCGGACACCAAGUUUAAAAAUUUUGCCGAAGCUUUGUGGUGGGGAGUGAUCACGCUGUGCACUGUGGGAUACGGAGAUAUGGUACCACAAACCUGGCAGGGAAAAUUCAUAGCUUCAUUUUGUGCCCUACUCGGAAUAUCCUUCUUUGCUCUCCCUGCUGGUAUUUUAGGAUCAGGAUUCGCUUUAAAAGUCCAACAACAACAACGUCAGAAGCAUAUGAUAAGGAGACGUCAGCCAGCGGCUACCCUCAUUCAGGCACUAUGGCGGUGCUAUGCGGCGGACGAGCACUCUAUGAGCAUAGCUACUUGGAAAAUACAUCAAGUUCCUCUCCCUAGUCCGCAAACAAGUCGGGUGAUGAGUGCAUCAUUCAAGAACAAUGCGUCCUUUGUGUCGCGGUUGCCGACAAUCCGACGGCACAAAAGUACUUCACUGCACUCCCCUGCGCCGCACUCAAAGCCCGCACAUCGAUACGACGUCAACGCCAGUGCUGAAAACCUUGGCGCGACGAAUGGCCGAUCAGGGCGCAAUCGAGCCGUCAACCCUUCCUACAGCGAGGACUCAGUGGCGGAGACGGCGCUCUCCAAGAAAAACUCCGACGACGAGGACGAGGAGCCGCGCUGCGUCACGUUGACUUCGCGACACAAAGCUGCCAUCCGUUUUAUAAGAAAGCUCAAGUAUUUUGUCGCGCGCAAGAGAUUUAGAGAAGCGUUGAAACCUUACGACGUGAAAGACGUGAUAGAACAAUACUCAUCGGGGCACGCUGAUCUUCUAAACAGAACGAAGAACCUGCAAUACAGGUUAGACCAAAUUCUUGGCAAGCAAGGUUCAAAGGCUAAAGAUGUUUACGCAUCUAAGAUUAGCCUAGCUUCCAGAGUAGUUAAAAUUGAAAGACAAGUAGAUGAUAUAGAAAAUAAGUUGGAUCACUUAUUAGAGAUGUAUGAAGAAGAUAGACGGUCGUCGAGGAGGAUGCGUAAUGAGCUUGAUGGAGGUGCUGAGAGUGGAACAUCAGGGGAGAUGCAGCUGAGAACACGUCCAGCCAUACAGGAGAAACAGUGCUCGGAACCAAACUCACCUGUCUCUAGAACAUUUGAACAUCCUGUACCGACCUCCGCGCCCCCCAUACCCCAUAAACGACCCAUGAACAGAGGAUAUUCUGAUCUAGGCACUAGGUUUAUGAGGAAGAAAGUAAUUGUGAAAACAUCAUCCAGCCGUUGUACAGAAUCGCCGAGAGACGAUGAAGUGGUAAUUGUGGUGCCGACGGAUCGUGAAGAUACUCCUCCGCGGAUCGUCACGGACAGUUCAGAAGUAUGCGGAAGUUGUUCCGUAGAAGUGGAAACGGAGGCGGAGGCCGGCGGCUCGAGGUCUGGCAGCUCAGGGUCGCCGUCGUGGUGUGAGGGUGACGGUGCUGAUGAAAGAGACUAUGGCUCCGGUGACUCCCUCGCUGAGGAUGCCGCCUUACUAGGCGAAGUACAGCCUGGACACCCUCGAAUCAUGCGUCCGCAAAGACGAGAUGUUGCCGUCGACUUACACCUCCUUCGACCCGAUGUAUGAGCAAAGAUACCAUCGGCCGACCGAUACAAUUCAUUAACUUUGUGUAAGAAAUUCUCUCGUGACAUAAAAUGGGGCGAACUUCUUAAUCAGACUUGACUCUAGUGCCGUACUAUAAAUUUAACAACGAUUAAUGUACUGUGUUAUACCUAAGUCAUCGAUUCCAGUCGUUUUAUGUAAUGUAUAAAGACCAAAGACUCGAUAUAGACAUGGUAACUAAGUAAUAAAUUAUGAUAAUAUAUAGUAUUACGCUUAAAACGCCCAACUGCUUAUAAAUAGCUUACAAUACCUGUAGAUUGAGGCUUCUAAUCUUACUAUAAGUAUUAUAGUUAAUUUAAGAAUUUACAACCUUAAUUAAUCGUAAAAGCGUUCAAUACUUUAAAAAUAUGAAGCGAUAAAAUAUUAUAUAGUAAACACUACACACAAGGCAAUGUUUUGUAAAAACACGCAGAUUACUUAGAGUACUAUUUGUUCAGUUUGCGACAAUUUAAGUUUUAUUGUUCACUCUAUUAGAGAAUAUUUAUUCUGUUGAUAAAUUUAAAUAUAUAUAAAUUUGUUGUAUAUCUUUAUUAAUUUAAGACGAAUGCUAGUCAACUCCGCUGUGUAAGUCAAAUUGUGUGGUUGGAAAUUUUUAAAUAUUUCCUGUUUAACGUCUUACAUUUUAAAUUAUGUAAUUAAUUAUAAAUCUAAAAA
This is a messenger RNA of Danaus plexippus (monarch butterfly), 3155 nucleotides long. It is a transcript of the gene KCNQ, whose product is annotated as potassium voltage-gated channel subfamily KQT member 1. Gene Ontology annotation, cellular component: membrane. The coding region runs from base 306 to 2465 and encodes 719 amino acids. The record is from RefSeq and is a predicted model, not a curated record. NCBI's taxonomy places the organism in Eukaryota, Metazoa, Arthropoda, Insecta, Lepidoptera, Nymphalidae. Gene Ontology annotation, biological process: transmembrane transport; potassium ion transport. Gene Ontology annotation, molecular function: voltage-gated potassium channel activity. The transcript is spliced from 16 exons.